Molecule: messenger RNA, 299 nt
Organism: Metschnikowia bicuspidata var. bicuspidata NRRL YB-4993
Lineage: Eukaryota; Fungi; Ascomycota; Pichiomycetes; Serinales; Metschnikowiaceae
Exons: 1
Source: RefSeq, a predicted model, not a curated record
UCGGAACUACCGUUGAAAUGUCUGAUAUUUUGGUAUCUAAUAUUUCUGAUGAUGGUUGGAAAGUUCAAGGCAGGAAACGCAGAAAUUCUCGGAAAAGACCUGAACGGAGCGUCACCAUGGCGACAACACCGGGAUUAAUCCUGACUGAUCAGAAGGGUUCUUUGGGGUCAUACCCAUCAAUGAAACAGCCCUCCUCUAAUUCUAAUCCUUUCCUGGUGUUGGCCGAAAUAAGCGAAGAAGACUUUCAAACCGCCACACCAAGAAGGUAUUCAUGUCUCAAAAACUGAGACAAUUGCUGG